Miscanthus lutarioriparius is the source of this 708-nucleotide messenger RNA. The record is from the annotation of a GenBank genome assembly. Lineage: Eukaryota; Viridiplantae; Streptophyta; Magnoliopsida; Poales; Poaceae.
AUGCCGAUAGGCCAGGGGUCAAGCCAACGAGGUCCUGUAAUUAGCUACCGUGAUAUCGUUACAAUAUACGACUUCGAAAAUUCUGUGUCUUUUGGAUUUCAAUCAUCACUGGGUGUCAUUACCAAUUGGUACUACAGUACUAUACCAAUGAAUAUCUUCAGUCAUGUUCUACAAAACUAUUUACACGGAUCAGGAAAUGUCUUGGAUGUUGCAAUCAGGGCAUACAAAGUUUAUUUGGUAGAAAGAAGCACAGAAUCUGCCAUAAACCAUGUUGCAUCUGACAGUGAGGCACUUCUGUUACCAUAUGCACUUUCUGGAUUUGAUCCUCAAGUCAAGUGUGCUGAACUGAAACUGUACUCUGCAUACAGUCCUGUCAAUGUCGUGUGUUGGAAGCGCGCCAUCUGCCUGGAAUUCAUUGGGAAGGUUCCACAGUUGCUGCAGUUUUUCAAGCCAGCAGCUUCAUGCUUAAUAUAUUCGGCGAGGCUUGAAUGGGAGAUUCAGGAGACGGUUUUACCCUGCGAAGGUGCCGUUGCGGGAUAUAUCAAAAUCUGGUGCUACAGAUUUGAUUUGGAGCAAUUGAACCAAGCAAUUCAAAUGAGUCUUUUCUGUUGCCUGAUUGUAAGACUGCUUCAGGCGCUCAACGACCGGGUGCGCACUAGGGACAUCGACGCCUCCAUGAGGUGGGCCGCCUCACCCGGGCCUCCGUGA